AUGGCCCUCGCUAGUCGAGCCUUUAAUCGUGUGGAAACCAGAUUCGUUGCGUAUAUUAUAAUAGCAGUUUUGUUUCUAUUUUAUGUCCUUGUCUUGACGGGUUGUCUGUCAACUUCGCCGGGAGUACCAGACCUUUUUGUGGUUAAACUACAAGCAAAGCAAGUCAAAGAUGUUGAAGUGCGAGUUGGAUAUUAUGGAAUGUGUAUCACUAAAGCGGGUGGUGGCUUGUCUUGUCUUGCAACAUACACGCGAUCGCCAGACACACUUAACGAUCUUUUCCUAUCGAACUUGACCAACACACCCAAUGAUGGGGUCGUGAAAGGACUUCUAGUCCAAGCGAAUAUCAUCCAAAACAAAAUAUUCUACGCAUUACUAGCUGCAUCGGGCGUUCUGUUCCUUCUUAGUGUCGUAUCAAUGUUGCUUGUUAAGCGGUACAUGAAGAGUCCUAAGCCUAAUGCAGUACCACAGCAGAAGCGAUUCAGGUCCAUCAUGCAUUUCUUUCGUCAAUAUGCCUUUGGCCUCGCGAUAGCCGCGGCGUUUUCUACGACGCAAGCUACCGGCGCAUUGGAUUUUGCGACAAUUUCAAUGCCUGAUUCUGAUUCAAAUAUACUUAUUAGCGGUGGAAAGGCUGUUCAAGGGUUGCAAUGGGCAAUCGUCGCUCUAUUGUGCUUGGUUCACUUAGCGACCUCUUCUAUGUUCAACGCAGGCAGCGGCGGUCCUUCAGGAGAUAUGGGAGGCUUUCCGCCGUCACUUCCGCCUGGUGGAGGUAUGAUGCCGCCUCCACCUCGACUAUAA
This is a messenger RNA of Hypoxylon trugodes, 795 nucleotides long. Its product is annotated as Ca2+ regulator and membrane fusion protein Fig1-domain-containing protein. The record is from RefSeq and is a predicted model, not a curated record. Bases 1 to 795 code for a protein of 264 amino acids. Gene Ontology annotation, cellular component: mating projection tip; membrane. NCBI's taxonomy places the organism in Eukaryota, Fungi, Ascomycota, Sordariomycetes, Xylariales, Hypoxylaceae. The transcript is spliced from 4 exons. Gene Ontology annotation, biological process: conjugation with cellular fusion.